Messenger RNA from Egretta garzetta (little egret), 579 nucleotides. It is a transcript of the gene HOXD8, whose product is annotated as homeobox D8. The record is from RefSeq and is a predicted model, not a curated record. Gene Ontology annotation, biological process: regulation of transcription by RNA polymerase II. Lineage: Eukaryota; Metazoa; Chordata; Aves; Pelecaniformes; Ardeidae. Gene Ontology annotation, cellular component: nucleus. Gene Ontology annotation, molecular function: RNA polymerase II transcription regulatory region sequence-specific DNA binding; DNA-binding transcription factor activity, RNA polymerase II-specific. The transcript is spliced from 2 exons. The annotation marks the transcript as partial.
CCCGGCCGGGGGAGCCCCACGGCCGCCUACCAGCCGCCUCCUCCUCCCCCCGCCGCGCCUCCGCCUCCUGCCCCCUGCAGCGGGGUUACCUGUCACGGGGAGCCCGCUAAAUUUUACGGAUACGAUAACUUACAGAGACAGCAGAUUUUUACGACACAGCAAGAGGCCGAGCUGGUACAAUAUCCUGACUGUAAAUCGUCCAGUGCUAAUAUUGGCGAGGAACCAGACCACUUAAAUCAGAGCUCGUCUCCUGCUCAAAUGUUUCCCUGGAUGAGACCACAAGCAGCGCCGGGUAGGAGGAGAGGAAGACAAACAUACAGCCGAUUCCAGACUCUAGAGCUGGAAAAGGAGUUCCUCUUUAACCCCUAUCUGACCAGGAAGAGGAGGAUCGAGGUGUCCCACGCACUAGGACUCACCGAGAGGCAGGUAAAGAUCUGGUUUCAGAACAGGAGGAUGAAAUGGAAAAAGGAGAACAACAAGGACAAAUUCCCCGCUUCCAGACAGGAGGGAAAGGAAGGGGAGGCCAAAAAGGAAGCACAUGAUCUGGAAGAAGACAGAGCUGAAGGCCAGACGAAUUAA